AUGAACGCAAAUAACAGGCAAUUAGUUAAGGACAUCUACAAAAUAGGACUAGACCACAGGGAUUUCAUCAGCAUAGAAAAUCUGGAAGAAAUAUAUGAAAAGAAAAAAAAUGUAAAACUAAGGAGAAGCGAAAUUGUGUACGCAUUGAAUAUUCUAGAAAAUGCAAGAGCUUGUGCAAUAAAGAAUGAGAACAAUAAUAUUAUAACUAAGAUGAGAAGUGAAGAAGUUACAAAAAAGUUGAAAGAAUUAAGUGACAUUGACUUUUUAAUUUUUACCAAAGUGGAAAAUAGUCAAAAUAAUGGAAUUUGGACAGCUGAUUUGAGGAAACAGACCAAAUUGCUUGUUAACAAUAUUCACGUAAAAAAUCGUAAAAUGUAUAUUUUGUAUGAUUUGGAGGCCUCAGAAAAGGUCAUAGGGGGAUCAUUUUACAAGGAUGGAGAAUUCAACAAAAAGGUUGUAGAUUAUAUACGGGAGAACAUUUGCUUUUACCUGUACAACAAUAACAAUUCAAAUGUUAUUUCUGUUAUUAAUUAUGUGAAGAAGCUUAAUAACACUGUGGGGUAUUUUUCUGACAACGAUAUAUACAGAGUGAUAAAGACUUUAUUAUUUGAGGAAAAAAUAAAAAUUUAUAAAAACAAUAAUGACGAAGAAGUAAUUUAUUAUUAUAAUAAUGAGAAGAAAAACUAUUUCAACAAUUUCCCCUGCUUUUCUUGUGAUAUCUUCAAUAAGUGCAAUUCGGACACAAAAACUGCAAUAAACCCGAAAAAUUGCAUAUACCUGAAUUUUUACCUGAACUUGGAGAGCUGA
This is a messenger RNA of Plasmodium gonderi, 807 nucleotides long. Its product is annotated as DNA-directed RNA polymerases III 39 kDa polypeptide. The coding region runs from base 1 to 807 and encodes 268 amino acids. Lineage: Eukaryota; Apicomplexa; Aconoidasida; Haemosporida; Plasmodiidae. Gene Ontology annotation, biological process: transcription by RNA polymerase III. Gene Ontology annotation, cellular component: RNA polymerase III complex. The transcript has 5 exons. The record is from RefSeq and is a predicted model, not a curated record.